CCCCCCAAAAUGACUUAACUAGUACUUUAAGUAUUUUUACCUAAGUACUUUACACCACUGCUGUCACUCAGGAGUAAAAUGGAGAAAUACCCUGCCUCACUCAGCCAGUCAGUCAGCCAAGUCCCCGAUUUCACAAUCUCCCAUAUGCCAUAAUGACUCACUUCCAGAACUCGGCUUUAAAACAUCUCUCCUCACAGCGGAAGAUUCAAACUCGCCACAGACAGAGAAGAAAGAAGAGAAAGAAAGAAAGAGAACUCGCAACCUGACUGACAAUAAGACAAAGAUAUAACAAUACUUGUUACCAGCUAGAUAACAACAGACUAUAUUAGAGGAUUUCUAGUAGGAUCAUCUGUAACUCCAAGAUGAGCAUCAGAAUGUCAGCCAGCCUUGUCGUUGUGCUCCUGGCCCUCCUGACCAUUACUGAGGGGAUGAGUCUGAGAGGUGGGGCUGACCUGCGAUUUCGCUGCAUUGAGACGGAGAGCAGACGUAUUGGAAACUCAUUAAGAAGAUGGAGAUGUUCCCUCCCAUCGCACUGCAGAGACACUGAGAUCAUUGCCACUCUGAGCAAGAGUGGUCAGAUUUGUCUGGAUGUCAGCGCUCCUUGGGUCAAGAGGGUCAUUGAGAAGAUGCUGGCCAACAACAAAUGAAGAGGGGGAAUCAUUCCAUGAAUACUCUGGGAUUCUGAACUGUUACAAGAUACAAACCAAAUAAGUAUUUAUAAGAUUGAUAGGCUGAAUUCUAUCAUUUUCUAUCCAUGUUGAAAUACAAUACUAGAUUUAGAG
Messenger RNA from Salvelinus sp. IW2-2015, 782 nucleotides. The record is from RefSeq and is a predicted model, not a curated record. NCBI's taxonomy places the organism in Eukaryota, Metazoa, Chordata, Actinopteri, Salmoniformes, Salmonidae.